Cherax quadricarinatus is the source of this 1908-nucleotide messenger RNA. RefSeq names its product inactive ubiquitin carboxyl-terminal hydrolase MINDY-4B-like. Gene Ontology annotation, molecular function: cysteine-type deubiquitinase activity; K48-linked deubiquitinase activity. Lineage: Eukaryota; Metazoa; Arthropoda; Malacostraca; Decapoda; Parastacidae. Gene Ontology annotation, biological process: protein K48-linked deubiquitination. The record is from RefSeq and is a predicted model, not a curated record.
GAGAAGUCUCGCCUUAAGCGGCCAGAUGUGUAGUUAUGUUUCGAGACGGAAGGAGAAGCUUUUCGAUAAAACUUCGUAAAACGUCCUGUGUGUGUUGUCACAGAUUUCAUAGCUGGCUGAAGUGACCUUUUGAACUCAGCCACGUAGGACGAAGAACUACAGGAGAAAGUUGGUAAUUACAGAAAACGUAAAAAUAAAAGAAAACGUUGAGAAAUCACAGAAAACGGGUAUGUUGCGAGUGCAUGUUGGUUGGAGAGACAGUGGCAAGUGGUCAGUCGGUGUGGCAUAGCAGCGCUGGGGACACACUCAACCUUCAUCAUCACACACCGUUCCUGUUGUGGCCUUCCUAGUGUGGUGAUGAAACAAUAGUUCCUGCUAGACAUGAAGAGUGUCGCGUCACGAUAAUUAAUCUUCGUGCAUACACACCUUCCUCACGCUUCCUGUACAACUCUACUGUUGCACGCGUCCUCAAAGUCUCCAAGAUGGCAGAUUAUGCUGGCUUCCAAGACUCCGUCAAAAAGGUGUUGAACGCCAACCUAGUCACUAAAAGAGGUGCUUGUUUGAGAGUUGAUGCGGAGGAGGAGCAGCUGGAGGGAAAGACUGCUCGACGACGCAGCUUUCAGAAACUGGUGAAGAAAGUUGUGUACUCGCAAGCAACCAUCAAAGCCGUAGACUAUAGAGGACCUUCCAAGCACGUGCUGUACCCCAGCAGCCGGAAGACUGUUAUCAAACAAGUGUCAGUGGUAGGCGGGGAGCCUAUCACCCCUGACACAGCCAUUGAACUGCGGACAAAGAUUUUCGGGUCUGCUGACUUGAUAACUUUCUCGCUGAAUGAGUGGCUGGGUCAGCCAUUUUCCUUUCACGACGCGGAAACCGCCCUAGCCUACGGCCUCAAGGCUCCCAACUCCAGCACCAAGGGCCUAAUAAUCUGCAUCCAGGCAUACGUGCUCAAACACCUUCUCUUCAGCUCUUACAAAGCAGGAGCGGUGGGAGACGUUCUCAGGCUUUUGCGGACGACAAGGAAGGCACAGAUCGAUUCACUGGUGGGAGCCCUCAGUGACAUCCUAUGGAAGGCCGGGGAACGGAAACAUGCAGUUCUCUGCCUCACUCAAGAAGAAAUCUUCGUCAGUAACCACCCAUCGUUUAUGGAGGACGGGUGUACUGAGAAGAUAGUAACCUUCGACUUCGAUAAAUAUGAAGAACUGAAGUUUAAUAUUAGAAAAUAUCUUUACGAGUUGGUGAACGAGAACGGCAAUGGGUUGAUACUCUUCCUCUACAGCCUCAUUCUCUCUCGCACCUUCCACAGGUUAAAUGAGGACAUGAAUGGAGAUGAACAGAGCUUGAUCCAGGGCAACGGGGCGAUGCAUCCGAGCCUGGUUACUUUGCUCAUCAUGGGUCGACUUACACACCACCUCCACAAUGGCAUCAUUUACGAAGGCACAGAAGACACAAUGGCCAGGCCCAAGACAGGGAUUCUGGCCAGGGGAGAACUGGGUUUGUUGGUGUAUAAUCAGCAAGAAGGGGACAGGCAGGCGGUGGUUGGGUCGAGACUCAAGACGCCAACAUUUCCCAUCUGGGUCACGUGCUGCAACGACGCCUAUGGCAUUCUCUUCAACCCCAACAGGGACCUUCUUAGGGACUACCACGCUGAAAACAGGCAUGUAAAGAUCUUAGAGAAAGAAGCAGCACGUCAUGUCAGUUUCAACAAUGGCUUCGGCUUUUUAGUUUUAAUCGUUUUUUAUAAUUACUGGAGCACCUGUAGGGACCUCGGUGGAAAUUUUAGGGGAUUCUUUUAUAAUAUCACCAUUUUUUUUUUCGUUUGUAUGUUUGUUUUUAACUAAUGGUAGCUAUCUUAACCUUCUAAUUUUAUUGUUUUGCCAAGUGUUAGUUUUUGUGAAUAAUUUUCAC